UGGGUCACAGCUAUUGGCUUGUGAAGCGCUAGGUUUUAAGGACGCACGCCCACCCGCGCUUAGAACCAGAGAAGAAUAGACCGCAGUGAGCUCACACUGAAUAACAUUGGCACACAGCGCGCCAUCAGCCAUGACUUUCAAGUUGUGAUGGCAGUAUCCCUGAGAGGCAACGGCAACGGCAACAGUGGCUUGUUACUUCGUCUCAAAGCCCUAAUUAACUUACAGAUGUUUAAUGGGCAAAGGUUCAACCACACGUCAGCCGAAGAGGGAUUGCAAGCUAAAUUCUACCCAGAGACGGGUUCUGAUUCUGUGGCUCCUCGAGGAAGCCACAUUGACAUGUCGAAGUGGAAAAAGUUAGAUUCGAGGAAGUUUGGGAUAGACCGUUCAAUGAUUCCGCUACCCUCUUGGACUGUGUUGAAAGUUCUUAGGAGUGGAGGGUUUGAAGCCUAUCUAGUAGGAGGAUGUGUGAGAGAUUUACUCCUAAAUAAGAUACCAAAAGAUUUUGAUGUGAUCACCACAGCUCAACUUACGCAGAUCAAGAAGCAGUUUCAUCGUUCUAUGAUUGUUGGACGACGAUUUCCUAUAUGCAGGGUGCAUAUCAAAGGGUCUGUAAUUGAGGUAUCUAGUUUUGAUACAGUGGCAAAACAUACUGAAGAAAAAGAAAAAGAAAAAGAUGUUAUUUCCUUACAAAUGCCAAGAGGCUGUGAUGAGAAAGACUUCAUCCGUUGGAGAAACUCCUUAGGUCGAGACUUCACUGUCAAUAGCUUAUUCUUUGACCCUUUUGUCAAUAAAAUAUAUGAUUACACAAAUGGAAUGGCGGACUUAAGAUCCUUGAAGCUGCGAACAUUGAUCCCUGCUCAUUUGUCAUUCGAAGAGGAUUGUGCAAGAAUUUUGCGUGGCUUAAGAAUUGCAGCUCGUUUGGGCUUAUCAUUAUCAAAGGACACAGCGGAUGCAAUGCAUAACCUUUAUUCUUCUGUUCAGGGUUUAGCCAAGGACAGGAUAAUGUUGGAGUUGAACUAUAUGCUGUCUUAUGGAGCUGCUGAACCUUCUCUCUGCUUGCUUCAGAGAUUUAACCUGCUUAAAGUCAUCCUUCCAUUUCAGGCAGCAUACCUUAAAGAGGCUAAGGAAUCUGUUAAGAGUUCCAUUAUGUUGAUGAGAUUAUUCUUCCAUUUGGAUAAAUUGGUUACUUGUGAUCGGCCUUCUAGUUGCAUUCUGUGGAUUGGAUUGUUGGCUUUUCACUUGGCAUUAGUAAACAACCCUCAAGAGGCUCUUGUGAUUUGGGCAUUUGCUUCUACUCUGUACUAUGGAAACCGGGAGAAAGGUGUUAAAUUUGCUAAAGAACAUGCUCAAAUGCAUGUUAAUUUUGUACCGGAGAUCUCAGGGUCUUCUGAUUUUAAAUCAGAUGAAGAAAUUGCUGAAGGAGUUACUCUGUUAGCAUCUUUGGUGCAGGAUUCCAUAGAUGCGUUGACCAAUAGAGAUAGUCUUUUCGAAUCGUUGCGCAGAUACCCAACUUCUCCAUGCUCUGGUUUUGUAUUUAUUUCGAAGACAAAGGGGGAUGAUGUUGCUGAAAUUUUCCGAGUGCUCUUGAAAGAUAUUGAGUCCUAUAAUAGUGGAAAAAAUAAUUUCGAGAUUGAUUACCAAAAGCUUGGGAAGGGAUACGUGAACGAGACACGAUUUGUUCUUGGGAAGAUUAUUUUGGAAACUAUGAGUAGUGGUGUUGUUAAAGGAGGAAUUGAGGUUGUCAAGGUGGAGAAAACUCAGCUGCAGCCAGAUGUCAAUGAGGAGAGUUGUCAUCUGUCCCUUUCAGAUCUCAUGAAGCAUCAAGUGUUGAAAGAUAGAAAACAUGAACGUGGCCUAUCAACAUCUAAUCCUGAACUAAAGAAUGAGAUGGUGAAGAAACGGAAGUUUGUUGAGAAGAAAAGUAGUCUCUCCAAGCCGGAGGUGGCUAUAAUGAACCCAGAGAAAGUUGAGAUAGUGGAGUACCAGGAGAUGGGUAAGAAGCACCAGAAAAUAAUUGAGACAUGUCAAUCACCCCUGGAAGAAACAAAUAUGAAGCAGGGAAACGUGUUAGACGAUCAAACUUGCCAUUUACAGGAGCAUGAGGUUACUAUUGAAAUGCAAGAGGAUGUUGAGAACGAUAAGUGCAAGGCUAAUAGUAAGAGGCAUUUGAAGGUUGUAGAGAAGGGGGAGCGCCUGCUCUCACAGGAUAAGGUAACUAAGAAGCCUAAAGUAGUUGGCAGGAGUAAGAUCAAGCAGAAAAAGGUGCUAGAGAAGAAACAGUUACAGUUCGCACCUCCGAUGGUGGUCAGGGAAAAACAAGAUGAAGUAGUGGUUAAGGAGAAAGGCAGUCGACCUCUAUUGUCAAGCUUCUUCAAGUAAAUUCGUCAUUGUAAAAUCUCAACAAUUUUGGACAGGUGUAUGGAAACAUGCUUCUCAUUUACUUUUUAAGGUUAUAAUCAUCAGAACUUUCAACUUUGUUUGGACGGAUUAACAAUUUUGAAAUUAUGAGUAGUAUCAACACUUGGUUUUGGGUA
Corylus avellana is the source of this 2534-nucleotide messenger RNA. Its product is annotated as Polynucleotide adenylyltransferase family protein. Gene Ontology annotation, biological process: RNA processing. Lineage: Eukaryota; Viridiplantae; Streptophyta; Magnoliopsida; Fagales; Betulaceae. The record is from RefSeq and is a predicted model, not a curated record. Gene Ontology annotation, molecular function: nucleotidyltransferase activity; RNA binding.